AUGAACUUAUUUACUUUAAGCUAUUGUAGAUUUCAAAGAAAACCUAAGCAGGGAGAAAUCUUUUGUCAAGAGUCCUGCGAAUGCCACCUGUUUCUGAUGGACCACAAGAGUGAAAGUGGAAAAGGUCAUCCAGACCAAAGCAAGAAAAGAGCUAACACAGCAAAGAAUGAGAAAGAGGUAAGUUGCCAGAAUUUUCCUGUAGCAUUCAUGUGAAUACUAUAAGAACAACCCCUUUCCUUAGUGAAACCUUACCCAUUUCAACUGGUAGGAACCUCACCAUGAGUUUUCGUAUCCUUUGCAUAGGUUAAGAUGCUACACACAUACCUAGCAGAGCAAGAAGAACAACAGGUCCGUCUUAAACAGCAGCAAGAGCAGAAAAACCUUCAAGACCUGCCUAAAGCUAAGACAAGAGAUGCCAGCAUUCAGUCUGUGCCUGUACAUGUACAGGGGGAGUCAGCAGAUGCUGCCAUUUGGACAGUUUCCAAUGGCAAUGCCAUGCAACAAUUCAAGGAGCAGGUGCUGAACCUAGAAAAUAUUGUGUCAGAAUUAAUGUCCUACAAGUCUCAG
Pocillopora meandrina is the source of this 567-nucleotide messenger RNA. The record is from the annotation of a GenBank genome assembly. Lineage: Eukaryota; Metazoa; Cnidaria; Anthozoa; Scleractinia; Pocilloporidae.